CAGCAUCCCUGGCACAGCUGUGCCGCCAUUUUCACCACGGAUGAACGGAUUCAUCCUCCUUCCCUCCUCCUCCUCCUUUUCCUCCUGUCUCCCACUCUUCUCGCUGUGACGCACCGUGUUCAGCUCCCGAUCGGCCCACCCGGCGCUGAUGCUGAAGCUGAAGCCGGAGCUGAAGCUGCUGCUGAGGCUGAGGCCGACUCCCUCUCUCCCCUCUCCCCGGCGGAUUCUCCAUGUAAGGAUGAGCAGAGGGAAGUGAUGCUGCAGGUUCACCAAAGAUAGAGAUACACAGACGGCUCGGGAUCUGACGGAGAUGAUCUUUUAUUUAUUUACUUACUGAAUGGACCGGGGCUGAUCGUGUGUGUGUUUGAUCGAGUCUGGAUUGCUGAGGAGCCGGGUGUGUGUCUGUAGUCUCACAGAUCUCCAGCAGUCUCAUUCCCUUUCACACACACCUGAAACAUGGCGGGAGCUUCGGUGAAGGUGGCAGUAAGGGUUCGACCCUUCAACUCCAGAGAGAUCGGGAAGGAGAGCAAAUGCAUCAUCCAGAUGUCUGGUAACACCACGACGAUCCUGAAUCCAAAACUGCCAAAAGAAAACAAAAGCUUCAACUUUGACUAUUCCUACUGGUCACACACAACGCCUGAGGACAUCAACUAUGCAUCCCAGAUGCAGGUGUACAAGGACAUUGGAGAAGAGAUGCUCCUUCAUGCCUUCGAGGGCUACAACGUUUGCAUAUUUGCAUACGGCCAGACGGGAGCGGGCAAAAGCUACACCAUGAUGGGCCGACAGGAACAAGACCAGCAGGGGAUCAUUCCGCUGUUGUGUGAAGACCUUUUCACCAAGAUUAAUGGGAGCAACAACGACAACAACAUGUCCUACUCUGUGGAGGUGAGUUACAUGGAGAUCUACUGUGAGCGUGUGCGUGACCUGCUGAACCCCAAAAACAAGGGGAACCUGCGUGUCAGAGAGCACCCACUGCUGGGACCCUAUGUAGAGGAUCUGUCCAAACUGGCUGUCACCUCCUACAACGACAUUCAGGACCUGAUGGACUCCGGAAACAAAGCCAGGACUGUGGCUGCCACCAACAUGAAUGAGACCAGCAGUCGUUCUCAUGCUGUCUUCAACAUCAUCUUCACACAGAAGAAACACGAAAUGGAGACAGACAACACGUCCGAAAAGGUCAGCAAGAUAAGUCUGGUUGAUUUGGCCGGCAGCGAACGAGCCGACUCCACUGGAGCAAAAGGGACAAGGCUGAAGGAAGGAGCGAACAUCAACAAAUCUCUCACCACACUGGGGAAAGUUAUUUCUGCUUUAGCUGAACUGGACUCUGCACCUAACAAGAACAAGAAGAAGAAGAAAGUGGAGAGUUUUAUUCCCUACAGAGAUUCUGUCCUGACUUGGCUUCUGCGUGAGAACCUAGGAGGAAAUUCUCGCACAGCCAUGGUGGCGGCUCUCAGCCCCGCAGAUAUUAACUACGAUGAAACCCUCAGCACUCUCCGCUACGCCGAUCGAGCCAAACAGAUCCGCUGCAACGCCGUGAUCAACGAGGACCCCAACAACCGCCUCGUCCGAGAGCUAAAGGAAGAGGUGGCUCGCCUCAAAGACCUACUGUACGCUCAGGGACUCGGAGACAUCAUAGAGACUUAUCGCUGCACUGGUCCGCUCAUCACUGGUUUGAAAUACCUGUGCGAUUACAAGAACUUUGAGAAUAAUCGCCAGGCUGUCAAUCAAAGGGGUGAUCUCUCCACAGUGACAAACGCCAUGACAGGUAUGAGUCCCUCGCCAUCGCUCUCUGCCCUGUCCAGCCGCGCCGCCUCCAUCAGCAAUCUGCACGACCGCAUCUUCAGUCCGGCCAGCGAGGAGGCAAUCGAACGGCUCAAGGAAACAGAGAAAAUCAUUGCUGAGCUGAAUGAGACGUGGGAGGAGAAGCUACGUCGUACAGAGGCCAUCCGCAUGGAGAGAGAGGCUCUGCUGGCAGAGAUGGGUGUAGCCAUGAGGGAAGAUGGAGGCACCGUUGGUGUGUUUUCCCCUAAAAAGACUCCUCACCUGGUGAACCUCAAUGAAGACCCGCUGAUGUCUGAGUGCCUGCUGUACUACAUCAAAGAUGGCACCACCAAAGUUGGACGUGAAAAUGCCAGGACUCGUCAGGACAUCGUUCUCAGCGGACACUUCAUUAAAGAUGAGCACUGCACCUUCAGCAGCACUACCGGCCCUCAGGGAGAAGGUUGCGUCAUCCUUGAGCCAUGUGAAGGAGCGGAGACGUACGUCAACGGGAAGAGAGUCACCUCACCGAUAGUUCUGCGAUCAGGAAAUCGCAUCAUCAUGGGGAAGAGCCAUGUGUUCCGGUUCAACGAUCCAGAGCAGGCUCGUAUGGAGCGAGAGAGGACGCCGUGUGCGGAGACUCCGAUGGAGCCCGUGGACUGGGCCUUCGCUCAGAGAGAGCUCCUCGAGAAGCAAGGCAUCGAUAUGAAGCAGGAGAUGGAGCAGAGGCUUCAGGAGCUUGAAGAUCAAUAUCGUAAAGAAAGAGAAGAAGCCAGUAACCUGCUGGAGCAGCAGAGACUGGAUUAUGAGAGCAAACUGGAAGCCCUUCAGAGACAAGUGGACUCUCGAUACCUGGACUCCCCAGAGGAAGAGGAAGAGCCCGAGGAAGAUGUACCGUGGACAGAGCGUGAGACCGAACUGGCUCUGUGGGCUUUCAGAAAGUGGCGUUUUUAUCAGUUCACCUCUCUCAGGGAUCUUCUCUGGGGCAACGCCAUCUUCCUCAAAGAGGCAAAUGCUAUUAGUGUGGAGCUGAAGAAAAAGGUGCAGUUCCAGUUUGUCCUGCUGACGGACACCCUUUACUCUCCACUUCCUCCUGACCUGCUGCCAUCCUGUGUGGCUAAGGAAAGGGAGACACGACCUUUCCCCCAAACCAUAGUAGCUGUGGAGGUACAGGAUCAGAAGAAUGGAGCCACACAUUUCUGGACUCUAGAGAAACUCAGGCAGAGGCUGGAUCUUAUGAGAGAGAUGUAUGACCGAGCUGCAGAGCUGCCCAGCAGCGCCGUGGAGGACUUCGACCACUCCCUGACCGGCGGAGACCCCUUUUACGACCGUUUCCCUUGGUUCCGUCUUGUUGGACGAGCUUUUGUCUACCUGAGUAACCUGCUGUACCCGGUGCCUCUGGUGCACCGAGUGGCCAUUGUCAGCGAGAAGGGAGAGGUCAAAGGUUUCCUCAGAGUGGCUGUGCAGGCCAUCUCAGCUGACGAGGAGGCCCCUGAUUACGGCUCUGGAGUGAGGCAGUCAGGGACUGCCAAGAUUUCCUUUGAAGACAACCAGUUUGAGAAGUUACAGUCAGAGUCGUGUCAUGACGGUCUGUCACACUCCAACACGUCCCAGGAGGAGCUGAGGAUAGUAGAGGGAGAAGGACAGAACGUUGAGAUGGGAAUAUCCGUGGAUGAGGUUAACAAUAACACCUGCGAAGCCACCGUAGAUGCCCCUCACAGCCCAUUAAAGAGCCUAGGUUUGGGUCUGGACCUUCCUCUGGAGCUAUCUCCAGAAAAGUCUCUGUCCCACCUGAAGGUCGGCAGCACUUUCACAUUCAGAGUCACCGUCCUGCAGGCCUCCAGCAUCUCAGCAGAAUAUGCCGACAUCUUCUGCCAAUUUAACUUCAUCCACCGUCACGAUGAGGCUUUUUCCACCGAGCCACUGAAGAACACCGGCAGAGGACCUCCACUGGGCUUUUAUCACGUUCAAAAUAUCACAGUGGAGGUGACCAAGUCCUUCUUGGAGUACAUCAAAACUCAGCCUAUCGUCUUUGAAGUGUUUGGACACUAUCAGAAACAGCCCUUCCCUCCACUAUGCAAAGAUUUAAUCAGUCCGCUGAGACCCUCAAGGAGACAGUUUCCCCGAAUCAUGCCUCUUUCAAAACCAGUGCCGGCCACCAAGCUCAGCACGCUGACCCGAUCUACUGCAGGACCGUGUCACGUAAAAUAUGACCUCAUGGUCUUUUUUGAGAUCUGUGAGCUCGAAGCUAACGGAGACUACAUCCCUGCUGUGGUUGAUCACAGAGGUGGGAUGCCCUGCCACGGGACCUUCCUCUUACAUCAGGGUAUUCAAAGAAGGAUCAGAGUGACCAUCGCUCAUGAAGCAGGAAAUGAUAUAGAGUGGAAGGAGGUGAAAGAGCUGGUUAUUGGUCGUAUCCGAAACACUCCAGAGGCUGAUGAGACCAUCAUAGACCCAAACAUCCUCUCCCUCAACAUCCUGUCCUCUGGGUACAUCUGGCCUAAACACGAUGACAACGUGUCAUUGGGAGUUGAUCAUAGAACCUUCUACCGAUUCGAAGCAGCGUGGGACAGCUCCAUGCACAACUCCUUGCUUCUGAACAGAGUCACUCCAUACGCAGAGAAGAUCUACAUCACGCUCUCGACUUAUCUGGAGAUGGAAAACUGCACUCAGCCAACCGUGAUCACCAAAGAUUUCUGCAUGGUGUUCUACUCUCGUGACACGAAGCUUCCAGCUUCUCGCUCCAUCAGAAACUUCUUCAGCACCGGCUGCCUCAGGCCAUCAGAGAGUAACCGUGUCACUGGCGUUUAUGAAAUCACUCUCUGCCAUGUUGCAGAUAAUGGAAGUCCAGGCAUGCAGCGCCGUCGCAGGCGUGUGCUCGACACCUCCGUGGCGUACGUUAGAGGAGAGGAGAACCUGGCGGGAUGGAGACCUCGCAGCGACAGCCUCAUUCUCGACCACCAGUGGGAGCUGGAGAAGCUCAGCUUACUGCAGGAGGUGGAGAAGACCAGGCACUACCUGCUGCUGAGGGAAAAGCUAGAAGCCACUCUGCAGGCAGGACAGGACGCGCUCUACAAGAGCAGCGACAUCUGCGACUUUGCAAAGAGUCCCGUCCUGAGCCACAGUCCUGUCGGCAGCCCCGUCCCCGACAGUCCCAACCAGAGACAGAUGGAGUUGGCUGCAAAGUGUCUGCGUCUGCUGAUGCACACCUUCAACAGAGAGUACAGCCAGGUGAGCAGCAGUGCCAGUGAAAGCAAGCUCUCUGAAAUGUCGGUAUCACUCCUGAGUGAAUCCUCCUCCUCUGGACUGAACACACUCACUCCCUCCUCCACCUGCCCCUCGUUGAUCGAAGGAAAUUAUGACAUUAGACUCACUGAUCCGAGUUCUGGAGCGUCCACUCCAGACUUGGACCCGUACAGCCCAGUGGACAGGAAGAAACCUCUCAGAGGUUACACCUUUGUGCCUGACAUACAGGAGAUCCGUGUCAGCCCCAUCGUUUCUAAGAAGGGCUACUUGCACUUCCUGGAGCCCCACACUAGCGGCUGGAUGAGGCGUUACGUGGUGGUCCGCAGGCCCUACGUUUACCUGUACCGUAGCGAAAGGGACAGCGUGGAGCGAGCUGUCAUCAACCUGUCAUCUGCUAUAGUGGAAUACAGCGAAGACAAACAGACGCUACUGCGGACUCCCAACACGUUUUCUGUGUGUACCGAGCAUCGGGGAAUAUUGCUGCAGGCAACCAAUGACAAGGAGAUGCAUGACUGGCUGUACGCUUUCAACCCUCUGUUAGCCGGCACAAUAAGGUCAAAGCUCUCCAGGAGAAAGUCAAUCCAGUCGGUCCCAUCCGCUCUGAGGAUGUGAGAGGGGAUCCUGCCUUGUGGAAAAACAACAAAGAAAACAAUCUCAGCUUAGUCUCUUCCUCUGAUAAUAAUAAGCCACAUAGCGAACGAAUCCUCCGCUACGACGACCCCUCGUCUCAAAAAUAACUCGAUAACUCUUUUCAAGAUUCACCUUUUGUCCGUUUUAGCAGUCUCUUCCUACAAAACCUUGCAUGGUGUGAUCCCUUUUGACUUUUAGAUGAAUUCAUAAGCACUAACAACAGAAAACUGUUAAAUAACCUCCUUCUGCUGGAAGUUGGGACUUGUUCUGAUUAGUUUUAAUCUACUUGUAGGGAUGUGUUAUCUGUAAAGAGGUAGUUUAAGACUAGUCCCCGUCUUAUCCAUUGUUACAAAAAUUCCCGGUAGAAAUUUUAACCACGUGUUGGAUCAGAAGUGCAAAGGAAAAACACAAAACCGGACCUUUUCUAUGUGUCAGGAAGGACAAUAGAUCCAUAUUUAACCACCAUCCAUACACUGUAAAAUACCUCAGUUUUGAUGCUCUGCAGCACAAAGUGUUUCAGAUUACAAAGAGAGAAGUCACUGUUGUGGAUCGAAUUAGCUUGAAAAGUAGCAUGAGAAGGGAUCAAAAAGACGUUAUUCUCAUUUCGUUUAAAUGGUUUCAUGAAAACUGGAUUCAUUGGCUCAAAUAAGGCAAAGAUAGCUAACUGUAAGGAGAGACGGCUUUUGUCCUUGCCUUGCUUCUGAUGUGCUUUUACUGACAUUCCUGUUAAAAAUACAAACUUAAGUAGGAAUGAAUUCAUGUCAUUAGUAAUAAUUUGCACUUUUAGCCUGUUUAUUGUAACAAGACCGCUGUUGCAUGGCACUUUAAUGUUUCCUUUUUUUUUGUUUUUUUUUAAAUAAAUUUGCGUAACUUUUUCAUUAUUUAUUUUAACCAAAGGACUCUUUUAUCGUAUUACUUUGUACAUUUGUGUUUGUAGACGAUUCUCUUUUUUUAAUAUAAGUUUUGAUUUGAGAAGUUCACCUUUUCUCUUUAGUAAGAGAGAAAGACUGGUCUGGUUGUGCGAUGCGUAAGAAUCGGAAGCCAGAAGAAGAUUUCCACAUUGAAGCACAAAGAAGAGAAACAAACAGUAAAUUUAAGUAAAACAAACCUUUGAUCACGAAAACGUGGAAACAAACCUCAGAUUCAGAAGGAGCAAUGUGGAAUGUGGCAUCUAAACGUGGAAAACGUGUGCCUCGUUUGUUUUAUGUGUAGUCCCACACAGGUUGGUGGGCUGCAUGGUGGCGCAGUGGUUAGCACUGUUGCCUCGCAGCACGAAGGUUGCAGGUUCGAAACUCAGCUGCAGCCUUUCUGCGUGGAGUUGCGUGUUCUCCCCAUGCAUGCGUGGGUUUCCUCCGGGUACUCCGCUUUCCCCCACAGAUCACAACAUGCCCUAUAGGUUAUAAAUUGUAAGUUGUUUUGGAUAAAAGCGUCUGCUAAAUGAAUAAACAUAAACAUAAAAUUUCCUUAGUAGUAUCUCAGUUUUGUAUUUUUGCUAAGCUGAUUAGAUCAUUGUACCAAUAAACUGACGAAAAAUGUAAAAAAUCAGGGGGACGCUGGCUUUAUGAAUAACCUCUACCGUAUGUUCUCUGUUAACAAGAUGAGUUAAUGAAAAUCUUUCAGUAGACCUAAAACCAGUCCUGGACCAGCAGAGUUACAUCACAGAAUGGGAUCACAUUUCUACUGAACCUGGACCUGGGGUUGGUUGGUGUAAGUCCACUAACCAGAUAGUGCCUCCCUUUGAUUCACCUUGUUUUUGUUCCUCCUCCUUUAGAAUCGUCUGUGGUCAAGCUUUCAUGUAGAGGAAAAUCAUAUAGGUAUAUUAAAAACACGUCAUGUUUUCCUUUAGAUAAGGCUUUAAAGAGUGCAUAUUGUCUGUUGCGGUACAGCAGUGUAUAUGUGAUUAUUAGCUGUCAGUGCUGCCUUUAUAAACAAUCUCCCUCUUAGCUUUUGUUUCAAAGCUGCUUGAUUUUUACCAGAUUCCUGCAGCAGAACCCGUGGACUGUAGGAUCAACUAAGUGUGGUUGUACAUUUUAGAUUAUUUUAGCUUUUAUUUGUCUGAAUUUUACCAAGAAAGUAAAGGCCUGGUCAACCAGCCAGUCGGCCUUUACGGCUCACCUGCCGUUUUCUAAAUUUUCGGAUCAGUUUCACGUGAAACCUGAUGAGAAAAUAAACCAAAUCAAAGCUUCCAGGACUCUGAUUGCCACAGGCCAGCCAACCUGUUGAGCAAUGUAGCCUCUGGAAGCAAAUAUGUUACGUUUCUCUGGUCAUGUUUAUUACAAAUGUUUUUUUUUCUUUGAGACGUACACUGGGAGAAAAGCUUGAUAGAAAGUGUUAUUGGUUAAUUUUUGAGGAACGCAUUUUGUUCAUGCACUCAUGCACUUAACUUUUUAUUUUAAGUGAACCUGUUUUAGUCAUUUUUUAAAACUAUUUAUUAAAAAAAAAUAUUUUCUUUUUACGUGGAUGGUUUAAUGUUUUACUUCUGAAGUCAAAAGCAGCGCCACUGCGUCCAGUCUGACUAGUUCAACAGCUGCUUGUGGAAAAUUCUGGGAAUGGUUAAAAACACUGUGCUGGCUGGGACAUGCCGAACGGUGAAUACGUUGAUAAUUUAAUAUUUGGCUUGCUUUAACUGUCAUAGCUGUGGAUCAAAGCAUGCAGGUCCACCUCUGUUCUGCUGAACCCUGUCUUUCUCUCCUGCCUUACAGCUUGCUAAUGACAACAGCUUUCCACUCCUCAAGUGCUGCUUGUAAAGUAUUGUCAUCCAUGAUCCUUUUAACGAUUACCCGGAAACCUUCCUCUUGGCUCCGUCUUGUAUAUAAAUGAACUUUUCAGUGUCCGGUCUCAUCACACAGAUGAUGAAACUUCCUCUGUGUUCCGAGAUGAAUAUCUGACCCAGCUGCUUUGUCAAGCAUCACCCCAGACUAAAGACCACCGAUGAGGGUUCAGUUUUCCACCCAUCGUGGACGAGAUGUCUGUGUUCAGAUCUGGGGAAAGACCCAAGGUGGGCGGUUUUGCUCGGGAGUUGCUUGAAAAAAGCAGAUGCGGGUCCCUGUCCUAAUCUCAGUACUCACGUUUAUCUUUUAAGUGUUCUGGAGUUCUUUCUCAUGUCUGUGGACAAAUAAAAAGAGCGGUCAAAAAACAAAACAAACGAAAAAAGGAAAUAAAUGAGUGUUGAAACUUGAA
Messenger RNA from Nothobranchius furzeri (turquoise killifish), 8814 nucleotides. It is a transcript of the gene kif1ab, whose product is annotated as kinesin family member 1Ab. Lineage: Eukaryota; Metazoa; Chordata; Actinopteri; Cyprinodontiformes; Nothobranchiidae. Gene Ontology annotation, molecular function: ATP binding; microtubule binding; microtubule motor activity. Gene Ontology annotation, biological process: microtubule-based movement. The record is from RefSeq and is a predicted model, not a curated record.